CUGAGACCGGGCCAGGGGAGGGAGAUAACUGUAUUACCGGGAGGCUUUUUGGCAGGUUGGGUCUGCCGCCAUGAGGCUCCGUUUGGCCGGAGCCGUGCUGCUGUCGGCGGCCGCGUACUUUGUGUACCUGCCGCUGCCGAAGGGAGUCUGUGAGCCGUGGAAGCUGAUGCUGCUGGACGCGCUGUUCAGGAGCUUCAUGAAGGCGAGUGACGUGGCUCAUGCUCUGGGUGUCUGUCACCGCCUCCACCUGUUGAACCAGGUGGUUUCAUGGUUGGAGGUGAUUGAGGCCCAAUCCAGCCCCACCUUACUCGUGACGGACUCCACCCUGGGCGGCAUCCCCACCCGCGUCUUCCAGCCGAAGGGGGGGAAGCUUCUGAAACGGGGGAUCAUAUAUUUCCACGGGGGAGGAUGGGCCCUCGGCAGCGGACGGAUGCGAUCGUAUGAUCUUCUGUGUCGGAAAAUGGCCGAGGACCUGGACUCUGUGGUCAUAUCUGUAGAUUACCGCCUGGCUCCAGAGGCCGUGUUCCCUGAUCAGUACCACGAUGCGUUGGCAGCGUCGCGGGCCUUCCUGUCCUCUCAGGUCCUGGAGCGUUACAGCAUCGACCCAGAGAGGGUUUGUGUGUCAGGUGACAGCGCCGGAGGAAACCUGGCUGCAGCCGUGGCACAGGAGCUCAGCUCAGAUGAUUCUCUGACGGUGAAGUUUAAAGCUCAGGCGUUGGUCUAUCCCGUAUUACAGGCGCUUGACUUCUACACACCAUCCUACCAGCAGAACCAGGCUGUACCCAUCCUCUACAGGCCCUACAUGGCUCGCUUCUGGCUGGAGUAUUUAGGCGCCAACCGCUCCCUGGAGCCUCUCCUGCUCGCUAACAACCACAGCUCCCUGGACCAGCCGGCCAUUGGCGCCAGCACUCGUUCCAAACUUGACUGGACAGCUUUGCUCCCGGCUGAUCGCAGGAAACACUUCAGACCAGUUUUAAAAGAAACGGGGUCAGUGGGGGUGAUGAGGGAGGUACCGGGGCUGAUAGACGUCAGAGCUGCGCCGCUGUUGGCGGAGAAGGAGGUUUUGAGCAGGACACCUAAAGCAUACGUGAUGACCUGUGAGUUUGACGUGCUCAGAGACGACGGGUUGAUGUACGUGAGGCGCCUUCAGGAUGCCGGCGUCUCUGUGACCAGCGAUCACUAUGAGGACGGCUUUCACGGCUGCAUGGUGUUUGCAUACCUGCCGAUGUUGUCUCGUGUUGGAAAGAGGAGCAUGGAGAACUACAUCCGCUGGCUGGACCAGAAUCUGUAGACAAUCAGAGCGGUGCAGAUUCUCCACGAUCAGUGAGAAGAGAGAGUGAGGUACCAACAACGUGGAGGAGACGGGCUCAUCCUUCAGAGAGCUUCUACCUGGAUCUGAGGAGAGGAAACGUUUCUUUGAUUAUCACUUAGUAACAUAUGUGGAGAUAAAGUGGGUAUAACAUCAGAACUGGGAUUUUUAACAGGAUUUUUUAUCUGCUGUGGUCAUGCUUCCUCAGCUGCUGGGAGCAUGACUGUCUGCAUUUUGGGAAGAUUUAAAAACAAAAAAAAAUUAACAAAUCUAAAUCCUAGACUCAUGAUAUAGCCUCUUUAUCCACAAUCAUUUUCUGGUACUGUUUAUACUCGCCUGUUACUUGAUGUACACCUGGAGGAUUUAUCAGUAUCUCCACUAGGGGGCAAACAGGACCCAAUCAUGCAGAAAAAUUCUGGUUUAUCAGAAUUGAAACAAAAUAUAAACACCCUAGGAGCUUUUUGAGUCUAUCUUUAAGCUAUUUUCUAACCGACGUUGACACUUUUUUAGUAUGCUACAGUAACAAUCAGACUUUUAAAGCUCAGUUUAUUGAUGCAGUGAAGCCAAAAAUCUCUGAGUCUGCAGAUUUAAAAGCUUCCUUUCUGAAACCAAACAAUUCUAAUCAGAUGUGACCAAAGACAGAGAUGCUUUCACUUUAAUGUCAAAGACCAUAAAUCCAAUGAAACAGACAGCAUACUUAAGGCUCAUUAUUUUAAAGAUAAGCAGCAUCAAGGAGACUAACAGGCCCAGGUUAUACACUGUUUGAGAGCAUAUAUGUAUGCAAAACUAAUCAUCAUUCAAACACAGCUUUUAAAAGAGCACCACUAUUAAGACAGUUUUAAGACUGAUGCCAACUUGAAAGUGGAUUUAAAAGAAAAAGGUAAGAGAAACAAUUUUAAGCUGAAAUUUCCAUGCAGACUUUUCUAUUCAAAAGUAAAUUCAAACUUUUUUCAUUUCUUAAAUAUUUUCUACUAGUGCUAGAGCUCUGCCUGGUUAUCUUUGCAACCUAAGCACCAGGCUGGAAUGAAAGUAUUGUGAACAAAGCGUCCACUUUUGGUCAAACUACACAAGUGGUGAAGCAGGUAGGUCACCUCCCCAUGUGCGGGGGUGGCCUGGGUUCAUGUCCGGCCUGUGGCUUCUUUCCUGCAUGUCUCUCCCCCACUCUCUCAUCUGUUUCUGGCUUUAUCCACUGUCCUGCUCCCUAAAUAAAGGCAUAAAAACCCCAUAUCUUUGAAAAAACAAUAAAUAAUUUAUUAAAAAGUGAUACAUUUAAAACCAGUAUCAUUUAAUCUCGAAAUCCUACUUAUCUUUCUCAGUCGGUAAUGCAACCAUUUAAAUGUGUACAUCAUACACACUCUGGCUUAAGUUUUAAAUCACAUUAAAGCAAUGUCAUCGUUCUCCAGCGGGGGCGCAAUUUCACACAAACAGACCUGGAUGUGCAUCUCAUUAUGUUAAGUUGACGCUAACAUAUAAUAGAAGUUGCCAUUAAAUGGUUAACAAAAUUAUUCCUUAGUUGUUUUUGCUUAAAAAAUAUUUUAUUCUACUCAGAAAUUCCAAGUAAAAUAGUUUCUUAAGUAAAUAGAUGCUAAAUUACAUUCUUAGCAUUUCUGUGAUCAGUAACUGCAGUUGUGUCAUUGAUAAAUGGCACAAUUGAUCAAGAAAGGAAGCAGGCUGCGAUGACAAAUUUAUUUUCCAGAAAUUAAUGGAAAAAAAAGUUGUAAGAAUUGCCCAUUUAGAGAUGCUGUUUGGUUUUCUUCUUAGGUUGCUACUGCAGUAUCUACUGAAAGUGAAACAAUCAUUUGUAAGUUGUCCAAGGCAGUGUUUCUGAAACUUUUUCUGUCAAGGCACCAUUUCAAAAUUUCAAAAAAUCUCAAGUCAUCCCCAUCAAAAUGUGCUGACAAUUAAACUUCAAACCAACGUCCCUAUGAUUGCUGAGGGACUUGGAUUUGUGUAGUAAUAGAAUGAACAAGAUAAACCUCUGAAGUAGGAAUGCACAGUAUGGGAUUUUUGCAAAUAUCCGAUAUGCAGAUACUUGCAAAAAAACUAGCCAAUAUCAAUACUUAUAUCUAAAUGUAAAUGCUGAUGUAGAUCUCCACUAAAUAUUUACUAAACAACCAAUAUUUACAGCUGAUAUACGCAGACUUUUGUAGACAAAAUAUUGGUUGUAAAUAUCAGAUAUCAGACUGGUAAUAUCAUGCAUCCCUACUCAAAAGCAACCUCUUAAGACAUUUAAAAUGCCUUUUUUCCAAGAAAUGGCCUUGUAGGCCUUUAAAAACACAGUUUUUUCUUUACUUGUCAAAAAGGGGAAAAAUGAUAAGGAAUGCACAGUGCACAGUGCACAGUUGCACAGUGUGCACUUCAUGAGCUGGCCCCAACACUGAUGAUCAGGAAAAAUGCAUAUGAGACAACUGUUGUAAUUUAUGCUGAGAUAGCUAUUAAUCUGUGUAUUCAUUGUAGUUCUUGGUUGAAUGUAAAGUAAUUUGAAUGCACCGUAGUUGAGAAAGGCUGGUCUAAAGAAUAACUUUCUCAUCUUUCAUUGCAUAAGAAAGGGAGCCUGCUAACCCAUUUAUACUAACUGUCUCUGAUAGUGUACUUAGAUUGUACAACCUACUUCUUUAAAAUAAUGAGCCUUGAGUUUUCUGUCUCCUGAUUGGACUAAUUUUUCCAGGUCAAAGUUACAGCUCAGCUUUUAUUGUUUUAUGAUGCACUGAGACACUGGAGCAGCCUAAACACACAUCCACAUAACCACCCUGUCAAGGGUACUGUGUGAGUUUGAGUCUGCACUAAAAGUAUGCCAGAGUUCACAUCUGUGUCUAUUCACUGGAUUGUGCAAUAUUGUGUGUUUGACAGCAUCCCUCACUCCUUGUAAGUUCACCCUCAGAUGACCACUGCACACGCACGGCCAAUGCAAAGACGAUGAGAGCUGUAAAUACACGCGAGAAUCACUGAAUCACCACCAGAGAAGACGUCCCUGAAGGACUCUCGUGUUUCCCUCCUGGCCGCUGCUGGCCCAAAACUCCUAUAAUGAACUGACGACAGCGGGCGUCAGACAGACUCAGGUUUGGCUCUCUGCCCUGAUGUGGCAGCGGUCCAGAAAGCGUUGCGGAAACACUGAAACGAGUGUGGUCAUUAAAACACUGGCUAUCAGGAGAUUUUCUUCUGAAAGGAAAUUGUUCCAGAUGGUUUACUCCUAAUAUGUGGUCUUCUGUAAGCAAUGCAAAGUCUGUACGCACACAUUUUUGUACAUCUUCUAGAAAAACAUAUUUGAUAUGCACAUGUAGUUAGAUAAAUCAUUUAUUGAUAAGAUAAGUUUUAAGAUGAGAUAAGGUCCAUAGAGGGAGACUGAAUGUUUCCAAGUGUUGUAAAUUUACGUCAAAUUAUGCAUUAAAUAGUUUUAUAUUGUAUAAAUGAGGUUUUAAUAUGUGUAGAGAUGCCAAACAAUAACAAAACUGGCCCCAGAUGUAGUCCUGCACUGCCUGAAUCCUCAAGUAGCUGUUUUUAUCUGCUCCUAGGGGGUAUGUGGGGUGCAGGAAUACAGUAUUUCUAUUUUUCUUUGUGUCACUGUAUUUCCUCAUGCAUGCUGAGUGCCAUCAUGUAUCUCAGUGUGAGUAAAUAACAUUCCUGGACUUUGUUUCAGUGUGAUAAUGAGGACGAGGGUUGCUGCAGGAAAUAUGCUGCGGCACCUGCAGAGGGUGAGCUAUGCAGCCAUCGUGGGCGUCCUCGGCUUUAAACAGAGGAUUUCAUUUGAUUAAAGACUGCAGUUGACUUUCUUUUGUUUCAGAUCACCCACACGUGCACAUGCAUUUGUCAGUUGUUUUGUAAUUGAACACCAUUUCAGUUACGUAUAGUUUAUAACUUAGACAAUAGUUAAGAGCAAACAUUUAUGAGGCCAUGUCCGUUAAAUUCCCUUUGUUUCGCACAAGUUUUCUGUGCAAGAUAAAAAAAAACUCAUAAUCUUGUGUUUUAGU
Cheilinus undulatus (humphead wrasse) is the source of this 5277-nucleotide messenger RNA. Its product is annotated as neutral cholesterol ester hydrolase 1-like. Gene Ontology annotation, molecular function: carboxylic ester hydrolase activity. Bases 71 to 1291 code for a protein of 406 amino acids. The record is from RefSeq and is a predicted model, not a curated record. Lineage: Eukaryota; Metazoa; Chordata; Actinopteri; Labriformes; Labridae. Gene Ontology annotation, cellular component: membrane. The transcript has 5 exons.